Messenger RNA from Ipomoea triloba (trilobed morning glory), 1048 nucleotides. Its product is annotated as 50S ribosomal protein HLP, mitochondrial-like. The transcript has 4 exons. Gene Ontology annotation, molecular function: structural constituent of ribosome; large ribosomal subunit rRNA binding. Lineage: Eukaryota; Viridiplantae; Streptophyta; Magnoliopsida; Solanales; Convolvulaceae. Gene Ontology annotation, biological process: translation. The record is from RefSeq and is a predicted model, not a curated record. Bases 287 to 784 code for a protein of 165 amino acids. Gene Ontology annotation, cellular component: mitochondrial large ribosomal subunit; ribosome.
UCAAAAAACUUUGCGACGGAUUUUGAUCCCUCGCUGGAAAAAAAAAAUCAUUACUCAUAACCCUAACCCUAAGCCGACAGACUGCCGAUUACGCUGACUGCCAUCUACGGUUCUCUCCCGUUACGCUGCCCCCGACGCCGACCGCCGACCGCCGCUGCCAGCUUCGCCGGCCGUCGCUGACUGCUUCGCUGCCCGCUUGUCGCUGCCUCCUCGCUGCCCGCCGACUGCUUCGCUAAAAGGAAAGAUAAGGACUUCAUAAAUUUGUUGUGUGAAUCUGUAACUAGUGAUGGCUGCAUCUUCUUCUCGGUUGCGCCGUGCAGGUUGUUCUUUAUUGGGUGGCCUUUGUAACAACUCUGCCUUGUUCACGAGAGCAUCACCUAAGAUUAUAUCCAAUGAUUUAUUCACACAGCAACUAAGAACUUUUAUACAAAUGAGGACCAACCUCAAAGUGGUAGACAAUUCGGGUGCGAAAAGAGUUAUGUGCAUACAAGCAUUGAAGGGCAAGAAAGGAGCAAGGCUGGGGGAUACAAUAGUUUGCUCAGUAAAGGAAGCGCAGCCAGGUGGGAAAGUGAAGAAAGGAGAGGUUCACUACGGCGUAGUUGUUCGUGCUGCAAUGCCAAGGGGCCGCUGUGAUGGGAGCGAAGUGAAGUUUGACGACAACGCUGUGGUGCUUAUCAACAAGCACGGAGAGCCAAUCGGUACCAGAGUUUUCGGUCCCGUUCCCCACGAGCUUAGGAAAAAGAAGCACAUCAAGAUUCUCAGCCUCGCAGAGCACAUUGCCUGAGGUACAUAGAUACUCUGGCUGCCAUCUCAGAGAUGAUAUGUUCAUAUCCUGUGCUGUGCUGUGCUACUUUGGAAUAGGUCUUAGUACAAGCUAGUCUACUUUUUGCUAGGGUCUGGGGUUGAAUAGGUACACUAUUUUACCCAUGUUACCAGUUUGGGUAUUUUCGGUUUCCAAAUCAAAAUUGUUGCCUUUUUCACAAACAAGCUUUACAAAUUGUACGGAGUAACUGCUGCAAUACUGCAUGGUUUUACUUUUGUUUUGUUU